UUUGGAAAGAUGUUAUCGGGGAAAGUAUUUAAAUAAUAUGGGUGAUAAGAAAGAAACACGAGACGAGACUAGUUCUAAGGAAAAGCCAACUGGGCGCGAGGAAGAAGAAAAGAGAAAGAAGGAGCGAGCAGAAUAAGGUGUCUCUCUUGGACUGAUUCGCUUCCAUCGCAUCUCCUCUCUACUACUCCCUUUUAUUUCAUGGCCGUCCAAGCUCAAUAUCCUUCCAAUGUUCUCUUUCUAAACAGAAACGCCCAAGAAGGCCAUGAAUACUCGUUGCAACCGCAACCUGGAGGCCUCUUGAACCAGCCACACAUGUUAUACAACAACGACAAUGGAAGUAACAACAACAACAACAAUUCCCGGAAGAGAGGAAGAGAAGACACGGCUGCUGCCAACACAAUCACAACAAAUUCCAAUCUUAUCAAUCCUUUCUCUUUACAAUCUCAGCCUCCACAACUUAUUCAUCUCUCUCAGCUUCAUAAUCACCAACAAAAUGUAGUCUCCACUGGAUUAUGCUUGUCCUUCGAUGACCAACACCUUCAUCAACAACAACAACAACAACAACAAAUACUACAACUUCACCAACAUCAAUCACAACAACAACAUGCCUCUCACUCUUCCGCUUUCUUAUCUAAUUUAUCCCAAAGCUUGGCUUCUCAAAUCAAACAACAGAGAGAUGAAGUUGAUCAAUUCCUCCAAGCCCAGGGAGAGCAACUGCGGCGAACAUUGGCGGAGAAGAGGCAGAGGCAUUACCGGGCGCUGCUGAGCGCGGCGGAGGAGGCGGUGGCGCAGCGGCUGAGGGAGAAAGAAGCGGAAGUGGAGAAGGCGACGCGCAAAAACGCGGAGCUAGAGGCACGCGCGGCCCAGCUGAGCGUGGAGGCGCAGGUGUGGCAGGCGAAGGCCCGGGCCCACGAGGCGACGGCGGCCUCCCUGCAGGCCCAGCUGCAGCAGACCAUAAUGUGCCAGGGCGGCGAGGAGGCGGGCGGCGGCGUGUCAUGCGCGGUGGAGGAGCAGGCGGAGGACGCUGAGUCGGCUUACAUCGACCCGGAGCGCGUGGCGGUGGCGGCGGCGCGUCCCAAAUGCAGAGGGUGCGGGAAGCGCGUGGCCUCGGUGGUGGUUUUGCCGUGUCGGCACUUGUGCAUCUGUACAGAAUGCGAUGCGCAUUUCCGAGCGUGCCCCGUUUGUCUCACACCCAAGAAUUCAACCGUUGAAGUUUUUCUCUCUUGACAACCCUCCAAAUUUACUUAAUUACCCAAUUACCCCCAUCCUUUCUUGUCCAUAGCCAAACAGGCCCCAAAACAAAAUUUCUCAUCAAACAAAAUAUAAAUAAAAUUACAUUUUUGUUUCUCUCUUCUCAAUUCACAUGACCAAAGCUGAUGUACAUGGCCACGUCGCCACCACUAGCACUGCCAUUUUAUUUUUCUCAUCAAUUUAUAUAAAAUAUUAAUAAUAUAUCUAUAUAUAUUC
Cajanus cajan (pigeon pea) is the source of this 1467-nucleotide messenger RNA. Its product is annotated as BOI-related E3 ubiquitin-protein ligase 1. The record is from RefSeq and is a predicted model, not a curated record. NCBI's taxonomy places the organism in Eukaryota, Viridiplantae, Streptophyta, Magnoliopsida, Fabales, Fabaceae. Gene Ontology annotation, molecular function: ubiquitin-protein transferase activity.